AUGGAGGGGCCUAUUUUCAGGGACAUAAGGCGAUAUUACUGCGAGUAUUGUGGAAUAUGCAGGUCCAAAAAGUCUCUGAUUGCUUCUCACAUCCUCUCCCACCACAAGGAUGAGAUGGAAAUGUCUAAUGUUGAUGAAGAUCGGGAAGUUGACCGGGAAAAAUCUAAUACUUGCCAAGAGUGUGGUGUCACUUUCAGAAAACCUGCACAUCUCAAGCAGCAUAUGCAAAGUCACUCACUUGAGAGGCCAUACAUAUGUUCAGUGGAUGAUUGUCAUUCCAGCUACAGAAGAAAGGACCACUUGCAUCGCCAUCUCCUUCAGCACCAAGGGAAACUCUUUAAGUGUCCAAUUGAGAACUGCAAUCGUGAAUUUGGUUUCCAAGGUAACAUGACGAGGCAUGUCAAUGAACUUCACAGUGAGGAUUCCCCCUCAACUAGUGGUGGGGCUCAGAAGCAGCAUGUGUGCAAGGAAAUUGGUUGCGGAAAGGUGUUUAGAUUUGCUUCGAGGCUGCGGAAGCAUGAGGAUUCCCAUGUUAAGCUAGACACAGUGGAGGCAUUUUGCUCUGAACCAGGUUGUAUGAAAUACUUUACGAAUGAACAAUGCCUUCGGGCCCAUAUCCAUUCCUGCCACCAACAUACUACCUGUGAGAUAUGCGGGACCAAGCAACUGAGAAACAACAUCAAAAGGCAUCUUCUCACACAUGAAGAUAAACAUUCAAUAGAGAUGAUUAAAUGCGAUUAUAAGGGUUGUCUUCGUGCAUUUACAACUAAGUCCAAUCUCGCUAAACAUGUGAAAGCUGUACACCUAGAACAUAAACCUUUUGUCUGUAGCUUUUCGGGUUGUGGCUUGAGGUUUGCAUACAAGCAUGUGAGAGAUAACCAUGAGAAAACUGGAUGUCAUGUCUAUACUCAGGGGGACUUUGAAGAGGCUGAUGAGCAAUUCCGGUCACGUCCAAGGGGUGGGCGUAAAAGGGAGUGCCCCGACAUACCAAUGCUGGUUCGGAAAAGGGUGACUCCACCAAAUCAAUUGGGCCAAGAGUGCGAGUACAUCUCCUGGUUACACUCACAAGAGGACAACGACGAGCAGUGA
Messenger RNA from Prunus armeniaca (apricot), 1089 nucleotides. Lineage: Eukaryota; Viridiplantae; Streptophyta; Magnoliopsida; Rosales; Rosaceae. The record is from the annotation of a GenBank genome assembly.